Messenger RNA from Theobroma umbraticum, 1675 nucleotides. Its product is annotated as GDSL esterase/lipase At4g10955-like. Gene Ontology annotation, biological process: lipid metabolic process. NCBI's taxonomy places the organism in Eukaryota, Viridiplantae, Streptophyta, Magnoliopsida, Malvales, Malvaceae. The record is from RefSeq and is a predicted model, not a curated record.
AGACCUGUGUUCGUUAAUUUCACGCCACCAUGAAUACUGCUCAUGUUCCAAGACUUGUUUUGCAACUCUCUCUGCCUCUUCCUCUCUCGCCAAGGAAACAAGCUCAAAAAUGGCAUGAAAUUUUCCAAUAGCGAUUGUAUUACGCUUGGAAAACCUUUCUUUAUUGGCCUAAAGGUAAUGGCCCCUGACAGUGCAAUUUUCAGUCUAUCGGGGCCUUCACACCUCACAGCUAUUGACUGGACAAAUGAACAUCACCGAAGAUCAAUCGCUGCGAGCUUGGUUCAGGGCGUUUAUGUUCUAGAACGUGACCGCCAAGAGAAUCGUCAAGGGCCCCAAGCUUGCGCUCUUCCCUGGUGGGAGUCUUUUAAUUUUCAACUAAACCACCUCCUUAUAGAUGAUGUUGAUCAAUCCAUUUUUGGUGCCAUAUAUGAAUUCAUCAAUUUCUCUCGUCGCGAUUAUUCAGCACCCCAAAAUGCCCCACAUCAUGUUAUUGCAUUUCGGGGUACUCUGAAUGCUCCAGCCUCUAUCUCACGUGAUCUCAAGUUAGGUCUCCUAUGCGUCUGCAACAGGCUUCAUGUAAGCUCCCGGUUUCAGCUCGCCAUGAAGUGUGUGGAGGAUAUAGCUGCUACGGCUACCGCGGAUGGCUCCAACAUAUGGUUAGCAGGACAUUCACUCGGGUCAGCUGUGGCUUUGCUCGCUGGGAAGAACUUGACUAAGAUGGGUUGUUUGGUGGAAACUUACCUCUUCAAUCCCCCAUUCUUGUCUGCCCCGGUAGAAAUACUCAAGCCCCGAGUACUCAAAAACGGGAUUCGCUUCACAAAGAGUGUAGUCAAUGCAGCCCUCGCAAUUGCCAUAAAGGGUCGCCAGCCAAAGCCUGAGCGAGAUGAUCAGUUUACUGCAUUAUCUUCAUGGACCCCUUACCUGUUUGUGAAUCCAACUGAUGUUAUAUGCUCAGAGUACAAGGGUUAUUUUGAACACAGGAAGAUUAUGGAGGAGAUUGGAGCUGGGAAAAUCGAAAGGCUCUCAACACAGAAUUCAAUUGUUUGUCUCUUCUCAACCGUAUUGAGGAAGAAUUCAGAGCCAUUGCAUCUUCUUCCAUCAGCUUACCUGACAAUUAAUCAAAGUCCACUUCCAGGUUUUAAAAGAGCUCAUGGGAUUGAACAGUGGUGGGACCCUAAUUUUAAUGGUCAGGUUGAACUACACCAGUUCAACUAAUCUAUCUGAAAGCACUUUCAUUGUGGAUAAUAAUUUGAUUGGUUGAUGAAUCAGUCUGUCCUGUUGAGACCUUGAGAAUUCUCCAAUCUCUUUGCUGCCUAAAUACUAGAAACUGACUUGAAAAACCAGAUGUUAAAAGAAUGUGAAACCCAUUCUUUCCAACAUGUAUCCUCAACAUUGUUGUCGGAAUCAGAUAUCAGUUGGAGCUGGAGUCUUGGACCAUGGCUUAAGGAGUUUUGUUGUGCUCCAGCUUGACUCGGUCUGAACAUCUUUCUUUGUUUGGAGAGUGACUGACAACAUAAAUAGCUGUUUAGGUGAAUUGUUUAGGUGAAUUUCAUUGAUUUUAAGUACUCCAAAUUCCUCAAUGGUUUGUCUACAUAAAAGAGAUGGCAUUAGUUUUUGGCUCUAGAAUUUUAUCUUCAAUCAUUUAAAUUAGGAAAACUACUGUGGAUAAGUGCAA